AUGUCCUUGCUUGGGCAGCUCACACCUCAGCAAUGGCAAAAUGCUCCGGCAUCGCCUCCCCCACCAGGGGUUUUGUCCAACUUUGUUGAUCCGCCUAGCCAUAAACCUGAAAUCAUUGCAUUGGAAGGGGUCUUCCUCUCUCUCAUGUUGAUGGCAGUGGCCGUUCGCAUUUUUGUGCGAUUGCGAGUUAUCAAGAUGUGGGGAUGGGAUGACUACACGUGCAUAAUUGCAGCGGUCGGAGCUCUGGUGCACAUGACCGUUUACAUACAGAUGUUCAAGGUGGGAUUCGGACGCCAUUUAUGGGACAUACCAGCAGCACAAUUGUUCAGCACACGUAAUAGACGGAUUCUCUCUGCCAAUACUAUUGUCUACUCAUUUACCAUCGGCUUCGCCAAACUUUCCAUUCUUCUGCUAUACCUCCGCCUUUUCAAAGUCGAUCGUGGACUUCGUUUGGCCAUAUGUUUUGGGAUCGCAGUCAUAGCUAUGUAUUACACAGCUAUCGGUGGUGCCGCCAUCGCUUCGAUCGUGAAAUGUGUGGGAUUCGGCCGGCGCUCGGCAGGAUUCUGCGAUUACUCUGCGAAGCCGGUGGUAGUCAUGAGCACUGUCAUGAAUGUCGUCACAGACUUCUAUAUCCUUGCCCUGCCACUACCCUGCGUAAUGAGGUUGAAGCUCAGUCUCAGGCGCAGAAUUGGCGUGCUGAUUGUCUUCGGUUGCGGUAUUGUGACUUGCGCAGCGAGUUUGACGCGAAUGAUUGUCUUCUUCGUCCAUUACGCCGACCCCGACGUCCUUUGGAUGCACGGUCGGAACGCCCAGUUCAUUGUUGUUGAGAUUAACACCGCCAUCAUAGUCGGUUGCGCCUCCUGCUUUCCACCGUUCUUCGCCCAGACGAGGAUUAUGGGCUCAGCCAUUUACCACUUCCUCCGUUCCCAUAUCGGGCCCAACUCACACGGCUCCACCGCAUCCUAUAUAUCCUCGAAGAAGCACCCGUCUAAGGCCAGCAUAAAGACGUCCAGGAACGACUCAUGCCACGAUAGCAGGACGGAUUUGAAGCCGGGUGGAUUUCAUGAAUUAAGAGACAUUGGUCCUGCUAAUGGUUUGGCGCAUGUCCAGGCCGAUUCGCCUACGGAAGUGGGGAAGAGAAGUGAGCGGAGCUUGGUGUAA
This is a messenger RNA of Endocarpon pusillum Z07020, 1161 nucleotides long. RefSeq lists its product as uncharacterized. The record is from RefSeq and is a predicted model, not a curated record. The transcript is spliced from 7 exons. Lineage: Eukaryota; Fungi; Ascomycota; Eurotiomycetes; Verrucariales; Verrucariaceae. Bases 1 to 1161 code for a protein of 386 amino acids.